Morone saxatilis (striped sea-bass) is the source of this 1329-nucleotide messenger RNA. It is a transcript of the gene ctsl.1, whose product is annotated as cathepsin L.1. The record is from RefSeq and is a predicted model, not a curated record. Gene Ontology annotation, biological process: immune response. NCBI's taxonomy places the organism in Eukaryota, Metazoa, Chordata, Actinopteri, Moronidae. The coding region runs from base 102 to 1106 and encodes 334 amino acids. Gene Ontology annotation, cellular component: lysosome. The transcript is spliced from 9 exons. Gene Ontology annotation, molecular function: cysteine-type endopeptidase activity.
ACUGUAGUCAGCUAUAUAAGAAGGUUUCUCUGGCAGAGCCCUGCAUCACUUACAGGUUGUUAUAUCUCAAACCUCAUCGCACAUACCGACAUAGAGGCAGGAUGAAGCUGCUGCUGGUCGUUGCUGCUGUUCUGGCCGUGGCCAGCUGUGCCAGUAUCUCUCUGGAAGACCUGGAGUUCCAUGCGUGGAAACUCAAGUUUGGAAGGUUCUACAGCUCUCCAUCAGAGGAGGCACACCGCAGGCAAAUCUGGAUCAACAACCGCAAACUGGUGCUGGUGCACAACAUCAUGGCCGAUGAAGGCAUCAAGUCCUACCGCCUUGGCAUGACCUACUUUGCUGACAUGGAAAAUGAAGAGUACAAACGCCUGAUUUCCCAGGGCUGCCUGGGCUCCUUCAAUGCCUCCCAACCUCGCCGUGGCUCUACUUUCUUCCGGUUGCCUGAGGGCACCGAUCUGCCCAACAGUGUUGACUGGAGGGACAAAGGAUACGUCACUGAUGUCAAGGAUCAGAAGGAGUGCGGCUCCUGCUGGGCCUUCAGCACAACUGGCUCGCUGGAGGGUCAGAACUUCAAGAAGACAGGGAAGCUGGUGUCUCUGAGCGAGCAGCAGCUGGUUGACUGCUCCGGCGACUAUGGCAACAUGGGUUGUAUGGGAGGCCUAAUGGACAACGCUUUUCAGUACAUCCAAGCCAACGGAGGGAUAGACACAGAGGACUCCUACCCUUAUGAAGCUGAGGAUGGUCAGUGCCGUUACAACCCUGACUCUAUUGGUGCCAAAUGCACAGGCUAUGUUGAUGUGAAACAAGGUGAUGAAGAUGCCCUGCAGGAGGCUGUGGCAACCAUCGGACCUGUGUCUGUGGCCAUUGAUGCUUCUCAUGCAUCCUUCCAGCUCUAUGAAUCAGGAGUGUAUGAUGAGCCAGAGUGCAGCAGCACAGAGUUGGACCACGGUGUACUGGCUGUGGGCUACGGCAGUGAUAAUGGACGUGACUUCUGGCUGGUUAAAAACAGCUGGGGUCUAAGUUGGGGAGACAAGGGAUACAUCAAGAUGACCAGGAACAAACACAACCAGUGUGGUAUUGCUACUGCAUCCAGCUAUCCCCUGGUCUAAGCAGGUCCAGCACUUUCCUCAGUGAGGAGGAGAACAGAUAAUUUACUUUAAUUUCAUAAAGAAACUGAGUUAUGGAGCAAAAUGUCCUUUUGUUGUUCUUCAGAAGUGAAUAAGGUACAGAGUCUGUCUGGCACACUUUUAAUAAAAUAACUUUUUUUUUUUAAUGAAUAUUGUAAAUAAAUGUAAAAAAACACUGAGAGAUACAAAUAAACAUUUAUGUGUU